This is a messenger RNA of Sorex araneus (European shrew), 2091 nucleotides long. It is a transcript of the gene CISH, whose product is annotated as cytokine inducible SH2 containing protein. The coding region runs from base 310 to 1083 and encodes 257 amino acids. NCBI's taxonomy places the organism in Eukaryota, Metazoa, Chordata, Mammalia, Eulipotyphla, Soricidae. Gene Ontology annotation, cellular component: phosphatidylinositol 3-kinase complex. The transcript has 3 exons. The record is from RefSeq and is a predicted model, not a curated record. Gene Ontology annotation, biological process: phosphatidylinositol phosphate biosynthetic process; intracellular signal transduction. Gene Ontology annotation, molecular function: 1-phosphatidylinositol-3-kinase regulator activity.
UCCAGACACUAGAGCGGUCGCCCCCGGCCGCGCCCCACCUGGGCUGCAAGCGCGCACAGUUCUUGGUUCUAGGAAGACGACGCUUCCAGGAAGGGCUGGGACACAGAGGACAAAAGAUUAGGCGGCUUGCCCCGCCCCUCCCUCCCGUCCCGCCCCCUGUGCCCUCCUCACCCGCCUGCGCCGCGGCUCUCAGUCUCUGCCCGCAACGAGGGCGCCGCCGGGGUAUCCCGAUCCACGAACACGGGCUCCCCCAACUGCCUCCGUCCCGCCGAGCCCUAGCCCCAGAGCUGCUGCCGCCGCUGCCGGGACAUGGUCCUCUGCGUUCAGGGACCUUGUCCUUUGCUGGCUGUGGAGCGGAUUGGGCAGCUGCCCCAGUGGGCCCAGUCCCUAGAGCUGCCUGAGCCAGCAAUGCAACCUUUACCUGCUGGGACCUUGUUGGAAGAGGUGGCAGAGGAGACUCCAGCCCAGCCAGAGAGCGAGGCCAAAGAGCUAGACCCCGAGGAGGAUCUGCUGUGCAUAGCUAAGACCUUCUCCUACCUUCGAGAAUCUGGCUGGUAUUGGGGCUCUAUUACAGCCAGUGAGGCCCGACAACACCUGCAGAAGAUGCCAGAGGGCACAUUCUUGGUCCGCGACAGCACUCACCCCAGCUACCUGUUCACACUGUCAGUCAAAACCACCCGCGGCCCCACCAACGUCCGCAUCGAGUACGCCGACUCCAGCUUCCGCCUGGAUUCCAACUGCCUGUCCAGGCCACGCAUCCUGGCCUUCCCAGAUGUGGUCAGUCUUGUGCAGCAUUAUGUGGCCUCCUGUGCUGCGGACACCCGAAGUGACAGCCCUGACCCUGCACCCACCCCCGCCCUGCCUGCCCCUAAAGAAGAUGUUCCUGGUGACCCAGCACUGCCUGCACCAGGUGCCACUGCUGUGCAUCUCAAACUGGUGCAGCCUUUUGUGCGCAGAAGUAGCGCCCGAAGCCUGCAGCACCUAUGCCGCCUGGUCAUUAACCGUCUGGCAGCCGACGUAGACUGCCUGCCCCUGCCCCGGCGCAUGGCCGACUACCUCCGACAGUAUCCUUUCCAGCUCUGACCCCACCCAACAUCCCGGGAGCCUCACCCAGACAGACCCUGCAGGCAGCACGGGCCCCAGCUGGACUUACACUCAGCCGUUCCUCCUGCAGCCAUCCUGAUAUCCGGCAGCUGCGCCAGGGAGAAAGAGCAAGGCUGGGAUGGGGAAAAAGCAGGAGAAGAAAGUGUCAAAACUUAGAAUCUGCACCCCCCAGCUCCCACGUGGCUCCAUUCAUGUGAGCGGUGUCAGAGGAGAGGGGGUCAGGCAGGCCCUGGUCUCAUCUGUGAGCUGUGUUCACCCAUGCUCCUAAGCUGAAGACUUCGCCAGCCCGUGUUUCUCAGUCACUGGGGUGGGGCAGGCCCCCUCCUGCCACCAGACUGUCUCCGGGAGAAUAAUGGCCAGAGACUUGAAGCUGACAGUGGCAGACCCCCAAGGUGGGAGCAGGCCAGAUGGGGAUCGCACAGUUCUAUGGUAUUUAUUUAUUUAUUCUCCUUGUGGCUGGUCUCAGGAUGAGCCAGUCCCACCUCUGCUUGGAGCGCUGUGUGCUCUAGAACCCCCAGUUUCUCUGGUUCCUCCCCUCAGAGAGCCCUGUCCUGAGAUGUAUGGGUAGACCGAGAUGGUCCUGGGUGCCCUGGCACUGACCCACUCACCUGUGAAUAGGUCCACUAUCUUCUGUUUGCAGUCCUGGCUUUGGGGUGGGGGGUGGCCUAAUGAACAAGAAACUUGAGUCCAAGCAUUGGCCCCACAGAGCCUGCUGCUCCCCAGCUGUAGGACAGACUUCUUUCUGCACACAGCUGGCCCUGGCCCUACGGGCGCUCCUGUAUAUGUCAAGAAAAAGGGGUGCUAAUUCCAGGAUUGUCACUAGUGCUUCUGGGUUACCUUAAUGCCCAAGAAGAUGCCUACACAUGAGAAAAUAAAAUACAGAUCAGACAAGAUUUUAUAAAAUUAUUAGAAUUUCCAAACAGUUUGGUUGUUCUUUUUCUUCCACUGGUCUUUACUGUCAUGACAAUAAAGUUGUACCUUUUGUUU